CGCGGGACUGUUUAGGUUACAUUUAACCCAUUCCUUAUUUACAGCUCGCAUGCUAAAGUUAGCAUUAAGCUAGUUUAACAACGUACUGUUUCCUGUUAACUUCUAUGUUUGGUAUUUUAUUCACCUAAAUGUCGACCGAAGCGAAGCGACUCAAGGUCGAUGAUGGCUUGGAGCUUAGUCCUUUGCAGAACUUUCUAAACUGGUGCAACACAGUUGGUCUGGUCCUCAGUGAUAAAGUGUAUGUGAGUAGAGAUGGGACUGUGGCUGAGUAUGGGAUGUUGGCGAAAGAAGACAUAGGAGGGGAGGUUUUAUUCACUAUCCCCAGAUCAGCUCUUCUGCACCAGGGAACAACUCAGAUCUCUGCCCUUCUGGAGCGAGAGAAAAGAACCCUGCAGAGUUCAUCAGGCUGGGUUCCUCUGCUGCUGACUCUACUGUACGAGUACACGUCCACUCAGUCCCACUGGAAGCCUUAUCUGUCUCUGUGGACAGACUUCAGGAAACUGGACCACCCCAUGUUCUGGUCCAAAGAGGAAAGAGACAGACUGUUGAGGGGAACUGGAAUCCCAGAGGCGGUCGACAGAGAUCUGACUAACAUCCAGAGAGAAUACACAGACGUGGUUCUUCCGUUCAUCACCAAACAUCCUGAUCUGUGGAACCCACAGGUCCACACGCUGGAGCGGUACACACAGCUGGUGGCCUUCGUGAUGGCGUACAGUUUCCAAGAGCCACUGGAAGAUGAUGAUGAUGAAGAGGAGGAGGAGGACCCCGAACCUCCAAUGAUGGUUCCCAUGGCUGACAUGCUCAACCACAUAUCAAAUCAUAACGCUAACCUGGAGUUCACCCCGGACAGUUUGAAGAUGGUUUGUGUGCGUCCCAUUCAUAAAGGUGAAGAAGUGUUUAACACCUACGGGCAGAUGGCCAACUGGCAGCUGCUGCACAUGUACGGGUUCACCGAGCCGUAUCCUAGCAACAGUAACGACACCGCCGACAUCCCGCCUCCAACCUCUACAAAGCUUUACAGAGUGAGUAGAUUAAGUGUUGAGUGUGGUUUCCAUUGGCCACAGGUGGAGGAGAAGGUGGAGAUGCUGGGUCAGAUAAUGCAGGACAAAGGGGUGUUUGUGUUUGGGAAACAGGGCUGCCUCACAGACACAGACCUCCACACAGCUCUGAAGGUGCUGUCCAUGUCACAGGACGAGUUCUCAGAGUUCAAAGAAAACGAAGGAUGGGAGGAAGAGGAGGACGAUGAAGACGCACGGAUCUGCCAGGCCUUCUCCAACGAGGGGCUUCCUGAACUGAAGGCGCCAUGGAAACGGCUGCUCCACGAAGCCGCCCGGCUGACCCUGAGGUCAUAUACGGACGGAGGCGGGGGGACGAGGACGGAGGGAAAGACCGAGGACGGAGACCGCAGGCUGAUGGAGGACGGAGACCGCAGGCUGAUGGAGGACGGAGCGGCUGUGGCGAAACUGAGUACGAGACAACGGAACGCUCUGCAGGUACGACACGGACAGAAGGACAUCCUGUACAGACUGAUGGAGCUAACCAACAGGACAGAAGGAGACAGGACACAAGGACAGGAGGACACAAGGACACAGGACAGAAGGACACAAGGACAGAAGGACACAGGACAGAAGGACACAAGGACACAGGACAGAAGGACACAGGACAGAAGGACACAAGGACACAGGACAAGGACACAGGACAGAAGGACACAAGGACACAAGGACAGAAGGACACAAGGACAGAAGGACACAGGACACAUGGACAUCCUGUACAGACUAAUGGAGCUCACCACUGUAUGA
Molecule: messenger RNA, 1799 nt
Organism: Sphaeramia orbicularis (orbiculate cardinalfish)
Lineage: Eukaryota; Metazoa; Chordata; Actinopteri; Kurtiformes; Apogonidae
Product: N-lysine methyltransferase setd6-like
Biological process (GO): peptidyl-lysine monomethylation
Cellular component (GO): nucleus
Molecular function (GO): protein binding; protein-lysine N-methyltransferase activity
Source: RefSeq, a predicted model, not a curated record